Messenger RNA from Anguilla anguilla (European eel), 2184 nucleotides. RefSeq names its product zinc finger protein with KRAB and SCAN domains 1-like. Gene Ontology annotation, molecular function: DNA-binding transcription factor activity, RNA polymerase II-specific; RNA polymerase II cis-regulatory region sequence-specific DNA binding. NCBI's taxonomy places the organism in Eukaryota, Metazoa, Chordata, Actinopteri, Anguilliformes, Anguillidae. Gene Ontology annotation, cellular component: PcG protein complex; transcription regulator complex. Gene Ontology annotation, biological process: regulation of transcription by RNA polymerase II. The record is from RefSeq and is a predicted model, not a curated record. Bases 183 to 1502 code for a protein of 439 amino acids. The transcript is spliced from 2 exons.
GAAAUGAACAGGAUUUAAUGGCACCACGUGAUCACGUUUCCCUUCUAGUUCCAGUUCAUUGCUGGCUUCCACAGAAGUUUUUCACAAUUCACAUUGUGUUUGGGCGUUUUCUUGGGGAAAAAGACAACGAUACAGAGCUUGUAAGUACAUAAAUAACAGCUGGCGUUUAAUGCGUGGGCAAGAUGAAGAAUUUUGUAGCCUUUCAGUCACAGUUAGCUUCCAUUAUGGAAGUGCUAGCCAAAGCAGCUGUUGCCGAAAUAAGCAAACUUGUUGAAGAUGGGUCCGUUGUGUUGUAUCUGGAAGUAUCCCGAAGCCAUAAAGAAAUUGACAGUCUGAGGAGGAAACUGCAGCAGGUGGAGAGCGAGCUGAGGACGGCGCGAGAUGCAGCAGCGCGAGAGAGCCGCUCUAUUGGAGUCCAGGUUGAGGACCAGUUUGGAAGAGCAGAAAGAGUGUUUCCCACAGGAGUUGUAGUUGGUGGUGAUGAUGCUGGAGAGAGACGUCCCUUUGAACAGAAGCACUUUGAGGAGGAAUUUGAUCCACAGACAAGCGACACGCAGCCUGCGUUUGGAUUUACGGUGAAGGCAGAGCAAGAGGAAGAGCAUGUAGCCCAGACACUUAAUCAGACAGGAUGUGAACACAGCGCAGGAAGACUCAACGAUCUGGGCUCUGAGUAUGUAAUGUACAAGAGAGACAGUCAGCUGUGGACUUCCUUUACACAAGGGGACAAUGACAUUGCAACUAAUGAUGUGGUGUGUUCUGACACUAUGGAAAAGUGCUCACAGAGUCUGUCAGUUCACUCACCACUACAGCAUGCUCCUGCCAUUGUGGAAGUCUCUGGAAGCAUGCUAUCCUCCUUGGGGAAAGAUGUUCAUGUUGUUCAUGGUGUUCUUGUGAAAGAGGAAGCAGGUGGGCAGUGUUCAUACACUGAAGAGAAUAGAUCUGAGAUGGGUGGCACAGAGCAGACAGAGUACAGACAGCCUUCACUCUCAAUUAGUGAUAAUCAAACCUCACAGCUCUUUCAACCGCUGCAGCAGCCCUUAGACUGGCAAAUAGGAAUUACUGACAGAAUCGCAGAUCCAAGCUCAAACGGCCGCAAAAAGACCAGCAUCCACUGGAGAAGUGGUAUAGGGAAGAAACCUUACAGCUGCACACAGUGCGAGAAGAGUUUCAGUCGGUUCAUCGACCUAGAGAGACAUCAGCGGAGCCACACAGGAGAGAAACCAUUCAGCUGUGCACAGUGUGGAAAGGGUUUCAGUCUGAGGUGUAACCUUCUCAGACACGAGAGGGUUCACAGUGGGAGUAAACCAUUCGGUUGUACUCAUUGUGGGAAGAGGUUUGCUCCGGGAACUAACCUUAGAGCACACUACAGAAUUCACACAGGCGAGAGACCAUAUCACUGCACUCAGUGUGGGAAGAAUUUCACUCAGCUGGGUAGUCUUAAAGCUCACCAGAAAGUCCAUAGUAGAAAUGAAUUACUACAGUUUGGGAUGAGCUGUACGUGACUAUAAUAAGUUCAAAAACAUUACAUUUUAUAGUCACCAUAUUAACUAAAAUAUCAGAAACUAAUCUGCUGUGUGUAGAAGGACAAAGUUACUAUGGUCUUAUUGGUCUUCAUAGAAAUUUGUUUAUUAAAAAAAAAUAGAGGGAGAUGCAUAAAUAUAAUUUGGGGAAAAGGGUGUUCUAUGGUGAAUAAAUGACACCUGUGUGAUGUUGAGAGUAGAUUGAGAGGAUUGUGGGAAAUUUCAUUGAGCCAGUGAAGCUCUGGUCUAACUGUAAGGUUUUAUGAGGGAAAACAUGCUGGCAUGUUUCCAGCUAACAAUAAAGCUAUGGGUAUCCAUGACUGCCAAUUCAUUUACAGAUUCCAUACAUUCAACAGGUUUGUUGGUUCUCAUUACUAUUUUUGUCUUCACGCAUUAUUUAUCAAACCUGGGUCAAAUAAGUAUUUUAAAUACUUUAACUCUAUUAAAAACAAAACCAGUUUGGGUUUGCCUUUUGAUAUCGCCGACACUAUUUACUAAAGUCGGAUAUAGAAAGAACAACUUCUGGAUGUGAAAGAGGUUUGAUUGAAACUGCCCAAGCUGCCCCGAGUCAUCAUGCUUAUGUUUAAUACCAUAACCUAAUCCGCUUCUGUAAAGUGAUCGCUGCAAACUCAAACACUGGGACCAGUUGGAAGGUUGGCAAAGU